Molecule: messenger RNA, 5368 nt
Organism: Cebus imitator (Panamanian white-faced capuchin)
Lineage: Eukaryota; Metazoa; Chordata; Mammalia; Primates; Cebidae
Gene: SMPD3
Product: sphingomyelin phosphodiesterase 3
Exons: 9
Coding region: 601-2568 (655 amino acids)
Biological process (GO): sphingomyelin metabolic process
Cellular component (GO): extracellular region; cytoplasm
Molecular function (GO): sphingomyelin phosphodiesterase activity
Source: RefSeq, a predicted model, not a curated record
GGUCUCUGGGGGUUGUGGUCUUGAAGGAGAGACCCAGGAACCAGCGGGAGGGGCCGGAGGGAGAUGAAACGACGCCCCCAAUGGGCAGCCUCCUGGGCGGGGCCCGGGUCACCAUUGGCUUCGGCGGCACGAGGGAGGUGGGGUCAGAGGAAUGAAGCGCGGAGCUGUUCGCUGCACCAGGUGCUGAGUCUGAGGGAGGCUCCGGACGCGAGAGUCGCGAGAGCCGCAGCAGCUGCAGCCGCUUCAGAUCCGAGGCCGGGAGCCCGGGCUGUGAGGAGCCGGGAGGAGCAGGGUGCGCUGCCGGACGCUGACCGCCCGCCCGCCCGCCGUCAGAGGUCUGUGGUGACAGCUUUUCAGAGACAAGGACAGCAAAGUCCCAGUGGCUCCUUCUCAGGGUCUCCAGUAGGCCUCGCCAUGGCCCACCGAGGUGAACCAUGACUGGCUGGCUGACACUUGCCAUUGACCAGCUGGAGUUGCAUCUCGCCAGGAGGUGACCCCUCCUCUAGCUGCCCCCAACUCACCCACCCUCGCUCAGGAAAGUGCCCGCAGCUGUCACGGACACCAUGUAGUAGGGCCGGCUGCGGCGCCCAGUGAGCUGCGAUGGUUUUGUACACGACCCCCUUUCCUAACAGCUGUCUGUCCGCCCUGCACUGUGUGUCCUGGGCCCUCAUCUUCCCAUGCUACUGGCUGGUGGAUCGGCUUGCGGCCUCCUUCAUACCCACCACCUACGAGAAGCGCCAGCGGGCAGACGACCCGUGCUGCCUGCAGCUGCUCUGCACUGCCCUCUUCACGCCCAUCUACCUGGCCCUCCUGGUGGCCUCGCUGCCCUUUGCAUUUCUUGGGUUCCUCUUCUGGUCCCCCCUGCAGUCUGCCCGCCGGCCCUACAUCUAUUCACGGCUGGAAGACAAGGGCCUGGCCAGUGGGGCAGCCCUGCUUAGUGAAUGGAAGGGCACAGGGCCUGGCAAAAGCUUCUGCUUCGCCACCGCCAAUGUCUGCCUCCUGCCCGACUCACUCGCCAGGGUCAACAACCUUUUUAAUACCCAAGCGCGGGCCAAAGAGAUCGGGCAGAGAAUCCGCAAUGGGGCUGCCCGCCCCCAGAUCAAAAUCUACAUCGAUUCCCCCACCAACACCUCCAUCAGCGCUGCUAGCUUCAGCAGCCUGGUGUCACCGCAGGGCGGCGAUGGGGUGGCCCGGGCCGUCCCUGGGAGCAUUAAGAGGACAGCCUCUGUGGAGUACAAGGACGACGGCGGGCGGCACCCCAGUGACGAGGCUGCCAAUGGCCCAGCCUCUGGGGACCCUGCCGAUGGCAGCAGCCCGGAGGAUGCCUGCAUUGUGCGCAUCAGCGGAGAGGAGGGCGGCCGGCCGCCGGAAGCUGAAGACCCUGCCCCCGGAGGCCAGGCCAGGAACGGGGCUGGCGGGGGCCCAAGGGACCAGACGCCCAACCACAAUCAGCGGGAUGGAGAUUCGGGGAGCCUGGGCAGCCCCUCAGCCUCCAGGGAGUCCCUGGUGAAGGGGCGAGCUGGGCCAGACACCGGUGCUGGCGGGGAGCCAGGUGCCAACAGCAAGCUCCUGUACAAGGCCUCUAUGGUGAAGAAGGCAGCCGCACGCAGGAGGCGGCACCCCGACGAGGCCUUCGACCAUGAGGUCUCUGCCUUCUUCCCGGCCAACUUGGACUUCCUGUGCCUGCAGGAGGUGUUUGACAAGCGGGCGGCCACCAAAUUGAAAGACCAGCUGCAUGGCUACUUCGAGUACAUCCUGUACGACGUCGGGGUCUACGGCUGCCAGGGCUGCUGCAGCUUCAAGUGUCUCAACAGCGGCCUCCUCUUUGCCAGCCGCUACCCUAUCAUGGACGUGGCCUAUCACUGUUACCCCAACAGGUGUAACGACGAUGCCCUGGCCUCUAAGGGAGCUCUGUUUCUCAAGGUGCAGGUGGGAAGCACACCUCAGGACCAAAGAAUCGUCGGGUACAUCGCCUGCACACACCUUCACGCCCCGCAAGAGGACAGUGCCAUCCGGUGUGGGCAGCUGGACCUGCUUCAGGACUGGCUGGCUGAUUUCCGAAAAUCUACCUCCUCGUCCAGCGCAGCCAACCCCGAGGAGCUGGUGGCAUUUGAUGUCGUCUGCGGAGAUUUCAACUUUGACAACUGCUCCUCUGACGACAAGCUGGAGCAGCAGCAUUCCCUGUUCACCCACUACAGGGACCCCUGCCGCCUGGGGCCCGGGGAGGAGAAGCCAUGGGCCAUCGGUACUCUGCUGGACACAAACGGCCUGUAUGACGAGGAUGUGUGCACCCCCGACAAUCUGCAGAAGGUCCUGGAAAGUGAGGAGGGCCGCAGGGAGUACCUGGCGUUUCCCACCAGCAAGAGCUCGGGCCAGAAGGGGCGGAAGGAGCUACUGAAGGGCAAUGGCCGGCGCAUCGACUACAUGCUGCAUGCCGAGGAGGGGCUGUGCCCAGACUGGAAGGCCGAGGUAGAAGAAUUCAGUUUUAUCACCCAGCUGUCUGGCCUGACGGACCACCUGCCAGUAGCCAUGCGACUGAUGGUGUCUUCGGGGGAAGAGGAGGCAUAGACCAUCCGGAGCAGUAGGGCCUCUGCCAGCCCUUGGAGCCGCAGCCCAUCCCUGGGCCGUGUCCCCUCCAUUGAGCGCCCAGAGCUGGGGGGAGGUGGGCAGGGGCAGGGAGGGAGUCACAGUCAGUGCCCGGGAACCUGGAAGCUGCGCUGUUCUGCGCCUCUGGGCCUCACUGCGGACAGAGGAGUCCUGCCAGCCCGGGGAGCCCCCGGCUGCCUAACAGUGCCAUUCUUUCACAACGAAAUUUUCUACAAAUCUACAGCACAACCAAGUUUGUAACCUGUGGGUUAGUAUGAGGACCGGGUUCAUGUAUUCUCUCUAUCUCUUCUUAAGCUUCGUCCAGGGUUCUUUAUUUUUGUCUGCUGCCAAUGUCGUCUCGCAUGCCUGCACCCUCGCAUGCACGCUGCCCGCAUGCCACGUGCCAUGCCAUAGUCACAGACCCCUUGCUUGGGCCUCACCCAAGGCCAAACUCCAAACAAACACAACCAGAACUAGCCAAAGAAGCACUUCCUGGGCAGGGCUGCUAGCUCUCCCGCCUCCAGUGUGGGCCGGCUCCCACAGGGCCCGAAGGCUACAUCUCAGUCAGCCUAGGGCUCCUCCCAGGGUCUCCCAUUCAAGGGCAAUUACAUUUUAAAAAGAAAAACAGAAAAAUGUUUAUCACAAAAUCAACCCUCACUUCACAGGGUCUGUAAGCCACUCACCGAACUAUGCUUUUCCCGAGAAAGGGUCCCUUCCCAGCCCAGGCAGAACAGGGUUGGGCGGGCUCUGAUGCCCAGGGCCUCCUCUUGGGAGCCUCCUAUCUGGGCAGUGGAGCCAUAAACGGAAUCAAGAGGGCAUCCACUUUUUUACAGGAAGAAGAGACUCAUGCAUAAAGCGGGUGGGGGGUUCCUGAUUUUGAAAAUAAUUGAUUUGUAGCUUCUCUUCUAUCAAAACCAACACAUCUUUCUGCCAAUCCUCUCUCCCCUCCGGACACCUCUCUGGUUCGGGACCAAUCCCUCCUUGGGGACAUGCCCCACCCGCGAGCCAGCUGAGCUCAGGAACCCCUGCCUGCCCCUCUGGCCUUCCAGGCCCAUCCUCAACAGCUACCCCAGCCAACAUUAAGGCCACAAGGGGAACCCAGCCUGAGGCAGGAAGCCAGGAUGCAGAGAGGAACCUGGCCCCUCACCACUGUGCGGGCUGGGGCAGCAAGGCCAACAGUCGCCGCUUUACCGGGGCAGGGCGUGGUACUGGCACCCAGGUUCGGCAUGGCAGAGCUGGCCAACAGCCUGUGGUCCUUGAUCUGCCUCCAGUUCCAAGAGGCCUACAGCCCCCGGCACUGCCUCUGCCCACCUGCCUUUAACAGACUCCAGGGCUGUUCCUGCCAUGCAGCGAAGGCUUUGUCUGUUUCAAAGUUUGAGACUCAACUUGAGGGACUGUUUUUGACAAUCCCCGCUGACCUUCCCUCCUUGUGGUGCCCUGAUCCUGCACCCAGCCUGGCCCAGGGCCAGCUUUGCCUAGCGAGGCUGGAGGGAGCACCAGGACCUGCUGUCUGCUGUCAGCCCCUCCUGGUGCUGGUGCCCUGUUGCUGUGCCUUGUCAUCCAUUAAGCUGCAAGAGGGACCAAGAGAGGACCACGCAGCCAGCCAGACGCCUGGCCCUGUGCUGGGGCAGACAACGCUGCAGAGCCCAGGAAGCCUGGCCCUAGGACGUGUGUCCGUGGUGACACUGGCGUGUCUGAACCCACCUGGCCUGGAAGCACCAUCUGUGCCCCGCCCCGAGCCCCACCCCCUCCAGUCCACAGCCAGGAAGGGGCUGCUGAGGGCGAACGUCCUGCGCGGUUCUCUGCCCAACCUGCUCCUCCAAGGGUCUGGCCUUCAUGCUGUGGAGCCACCCCCACCCCGCUGUACACUACCAGAAGCAGCUGGGACUCUGCUCACACAAGCAACUGGGCCGGCCCUGGACCGCUAGACCCCCUGAGCCGCAUGCCAGCUGCCUGCACAGGGAGAGCAGCUGAGGCCCAGGCAGGGCCCCCACACCAGACCCCAGAAUAGCUUUCCCACCCAGGCACCUCCCCUCCGGAGGACAGCAGGUGUGGGAGUCAGGGCUGCAUGCUCCUCCCUUCCCACCUCACAGGUGGCCUUAGGCAAGUCAUUCUGUCAUCACAAGGUCGCCUCUGCCUAGCCAGGUCCUGGCGACCAGAGCAGGACCCAGGCCCCCACACACCUCCCUCUGCGCCAAGGCCAGGACCACCAACCACACGUUUCAUCGUGGCUGCCUGUGGGCUCCCAGGGCUUGCAUACAGGCCAGGCCUGUCUAUUGAUUUUUAAAAGUGAAACUGCUGGAUCUCAGAUUCUGUGACAUCUAAGGCCGAGCAAGGGUGGGCACGCAGGUCACCCAAAGCCCACACCAAGGCUCUGUGCCUGUCCUAGGCCCCAGUCAAGGAAGCAUGAGGCGGGGGGGGAUCCGCUGAGGAAGGAAAUGUUCAUUUUCAUUUGUCCAAAACCACCUUAAGUAUAUUAAUCUUGAUGCUUUUUAACUAUUGCUUUUUAACUUGCUGAGAUUUAGAAAUACUGUUAUAAAAAAAACUUUUUUAGUUUCUGUAUUUUUUUCUGUAUUGUAUCUUCAUGGGACAUUAGGGGUUUUCUAUGGUAAGCACACCUAUGGUUUUGGUAAAAACAUUAUCAAAUACACAUCCAGACGGUUCUUCCCUAGAAGAAAAGCAAUCUUUACACCUGAUAAAACAUUUUGAAAAGAGAGGUGUUCUUUUUCCUUACUGGUGCUGAAAGGAAGGAUGGAUAAUGAGAAAAUAAAACUGUGAGGCU